AUGGAGAUUACUGAGAGGAGGGACGAUGAGAUCAGAGAAUCGAACAAUAUUAAGUCGCAGUAUGUUUCCGAUGAACGCUACUCUCGCGACCUCAAAGCUGGUCUCCAUCCUCUACAGUACAAGUUUGCGAUUUGGUACACCCGUCGCACACCAGGGGUUAGGAACCAGACAUCUUACGAGGAUAUCAUCAAGAAGAUUGUUGAAUUUAGCACGGUUGAAGGGUUUUGGGCAUGCUAUUGUCAUCUUGCUCGUUCUUCUCUAUUGCCUAGUCCUACAGAUCUUCAUUUCUUUAAGGAUGGGAUUCGCCCCUUGUGGGAGGAUGGUGCCAACUGCAAUGGUGGAAAGUGGAUCAUACGUUUCUCCAAAGUUGUUUCUGCUCGCUUCUGGGAGGAUCUGCUUCUUGCGUUGGUAGGCGACCAGCUUGAUGAUGCGGAUAACAUCUGUGGGGCAGUACUGAGUGUCCGCUUCAAUGAAGACAUCAUUAGUGUAUGGAAUCGCAAUGCUUCUGAUCAUCAGGCAGUAAUGGGUUUGAGAGACUCAAUCAAGCGGCACUUGAAGCUGCCUCAUGCAUAUGUCAUGGAGUACAAGCCCCACGAUGCUUAUCUUCGUGACAAUUCUUCCUACAGGAACACAUGGAGAGGAUAG
Molecule: messenger RNA, 645 nt
Organism: Eruca vesicaria subsp. sativa (arugula)
Lineage: Eukaryota; Viridiplantae; Streptophyta; Magnoliopsida; Brassicales; Brassicaceae
Source: the annotation of a GenBank genome assembly